Molecule: messenger RNA, 1398 nt
Organism: Penicillium lagena
Lineage: Eukaryota; Fungi; Ascomycota; Eurotiomycetes; Eurotiales; Aspergillaceae
Product: phosphatidylglycerol specific phospholipase
Exons: 7
Coding region: 1-1398 (465 amino acids)
Biological process (GO): phospholipid catabolic process
Molecular function (GO): hydrolase activity, acting on ester bonds
Source: RefSeq, a predicted model, not a curated record
AUGAAGAUCAAUUUGAUCUCUCUCGUGGCCCUGGCUGCAGUCACUUCUGCCCGCUCUAUCGGCAAUACGCAGUCAUGGAGCGAGCUGCGCAAGAACAUCAAACACGUCGUCUACCUCACGCUGGAGAACCACUCCUUCGACAACAUCGCCGGCUACUGGAACUUCCGCGAUGACAUUGACAACCUGAUCAACAAGCCGCACUGCAACGAGUACACCAAUGCCAACUGGACGGUGUGGGGCGAGCCGCUUCAGAUCUGUUCCACGCCCUUUGAGUCCGAAGUGCCGCUGCUAGACCCGGACCACAACUUUGCCGGCGUCACCUACGAGAUCUUCCGCAAGUGGGACGCAGACAACAACGAUGUGCCCAACAUGGGCGGCUUUGUCGAGCGCCAGUCCGAGAAGUACAGCGCCACGCCCGGUGAUGCCUCCUUCGUUAUCAAGGCCUACAACCAGGAGAAGACCGCCCUGCUCGCAGAGAUUGCGCAGAACUUUGUCUUCUUUGACUCGUACUAUGCCGAGCACCCCGGUCCCACGAAUACAAAUCGCCAGUUUGCUACCUCCGGCUCGACCUGUGGUAUGGUUGAUAACACCGACCAGGCUGCGGGCUUCUUUGCCAAUGUGACCGGCACGACCUGCGCUACUUCAAUCUUUGAGUCGCUUAGCAAGAAGGGAAUUAGCUGGAAGAAUUACUAUGAGACCGAUAUCAUAGAUGCUUGGAUAUACAAGUGGGUGCAAGACAAUGCAAUGGGCAACCUUGCCCACGCAGACCAAUUCUACAAGGACCUCGAGGAAGGCACCCUGCCGACGUUCUCCUAUAUCAACCCGGAAUGUUGCAGCAUUGAUUCAAUGCACCCGACUAGCCCCACGGCGGCCGGUGAGCAGAUGGUCAAGCAUUUGUACGAUGCGUUGCGCAAGUCCCAGUAUUGGGACAAUGUCUUAUUGAUCGUGAACUUUGAUGAGCAUGGUGGUUUUGCGGACCACGUCCCCCCGCCGAUGAACGUGCCCGCACCCGAAGACGGCAUCACGUUCAACGGCGAAUCCGAAGGCCACAACGUGACCUACGACUUCACCCGCCUCGGCAUCCGCGUCCCGGCAUUCCUUAUCUCCCCCUUUGUCCCGGCGAACCACCUCAUUCACGACGAGGGCACCAUGUACGCCAAGAACUCCGCUUACACGCACACCUCCAUGCUGCAUUUCCUGCAGGAGCUGUGGGAGCUCGAGGGCCUCAACAACCGCGUGCAGUGGGCCAAGACUUUCGAGGAUGUGUUCCUCAGCGAGCGCCGUGAUGAUACGCCUACUACGCUGACCACCCCGACUUGGCAGGGUGGUCCUGGACAGCCAGAGCCUAGUGUGUUUUAUAAGCUGAAUCAGGAUUAUUCUUACUAUGCGGAGCUGUGA